Molecule: messenger RNA, 3884 nt
Organism: Parus major (Great Tit)
Lineage: Eukaryota; Metazoa; Chordata; Aves; Passeriformes; Paridae
Product: signal-induced proliferation-associated 1-like protein 3
Exons: 16
Coding region: 251-3853 (1200 amino acids)
Biological process (GO): establishment of epithelial cell polarity; regulation of small GTPase mediated signal transduction; epithelial cell morphogenesis
Cellular component (GO): plasma membrane; cytoplasm; Golgi apparatus
Molecular function (GO): protein binding; GTPase activator activity
Source: RefSeq, a predicted model, not a curated record
ACCGCGCCCCCCCCCUUCCCCUCAGACCCCCGCCGGGCGCAGGGGUGGCGGGAGGGGGAAUCCGCUGCUGCCGCCGCUUCCGCCGUUCUCGGUGCUCAGCAGGGAUUUGGUGCCCUCAGGCUCAGAAUUCCCGCCAUGCGCCGCCGCCGCCGCUCCAGCCUCUUCCCUCCGCUCAUCCCGGAAUUCCCGGCUUUUCCCGCCUCCGUCCCGGCUUCGCCAUGAGCUCCCCGCCGCCGUUCCCGCCGGGAUCAUGAAUUCCCAGCGCUCCGACAUUCCCAGCGUUCCCAAGAUGGGCGUCCGGGCCCGCGUGGCCGAGUGGCCUCCGCGCUCCAAAGAUUCCAGGGAUUCUCCGGGCCCUUCCCGGAGCUUCCCGGGCGGCCAAUCCGCCCUCAAAGCCUUUCCCCGCCCGCCGCGGCGCCCCGCCCCGCAUUCCAAGGAGGCGGAAUUCCAGGAGGGAUUCCCGGGAAUGCCGCUGAGGCAGCGGAGCAGCAGCGAGGUGACGCUGAGCGAGUGCGAUCCCGAGGAAACCCCGGAAACGCGCGGGAAUUCCACCGGCGCCGCCGGGCUCUUCCGGGAAUACGGCAGCACCUCUUCCAUCGACAUCCAGGGAAUUCCCGAGCAAAGCUUCUUCGAGAUGCUCAACGAGUUCCGGACUAAGAAACCGGAAUUUUCCGGCGUCAAAGCGGAAAACCGGGAAGAGCCCCCCCAGUCCAAGGAGAAACCGCGCCGGCGCUGCCUGAAAAACGACGACUCCAUCUUCAAAAAGCUCCGCAAUCCCCGGCACGACCCCGAUCCCAAAGAUCCCGACGAUUCCCGCCUUCCCGAGCCGGGCAAGUCUUGGAUUUGCCGGAAAAGUUUUGCUCAUUUCGACGUCCAGAGCAUUUUCUUCGAGGCCGUUUCUCCGGGAAUCGCCGGGACCCAGCGGCGGAACACGACCACCGGCGCUUCCGCCGCCUCCGCCGGCUCCGACCCCGCCUUUUCCAGCACCGAGGACCUGAAUUCCAAGGAAAACUUGGAGCAGGAUCUGGGGGACAACACCAGCAACGAGCUGCUGCUGAGCUGCCCCCACUUCCGCAACGAGAUCGGCGGCGGCGCCGGGGAGCGCGACGUCAGCUUCUCCAAAUCCGCCUCCCCGCCCUUCCCGGCUGCUCCCGGCGUCUUCACGGAAUGCGGCCACGUCGGGAAGCCGACCAACGCCGGCAUCUCCAUCCUGGAGUUCCCCAAGGAGCAGCAGAGGAACCCGGAAAGGCUCCGGAAUUACAGCGUGGAGCACGUGGAUUUGGGAGCGCGCUACUACCGGGAUUAUUUCCAUGGGAAAGAACAUUCCAACUAUUUUGGCGUGGACGAGAAGCUGGGCCCGGUGGCCGUCAGCAUCCGCCGGGAAAAGCUGGAGGAGCCCUCGGAUCACGGCCCCCAAUUCCAGCACCGCCUCAUCUUCCGCACCAGCCAGCUGCCCACGCUCCGAGGCUCCAUCCUGGAGGACGCCACCCCCAGCGCGUCCAAGGCCGGCUCCAUCCGGGGGAUCCCGCUCCGGGACGUGCUGGAAUUCGUCGUUCCCGAGCUCAACAUCCACUGCCUGCGGAUGGCGCUGGCCACACCCAAGGUCCCCGAGCAGCUGCUCAAGCUGGACGAGCAGGGGCUGUGCCGGCGGCACAAGGUGGGAAUUCUGUACUGCCGGGCGGGGCAGAGCUCGGAGGAGGAGAUGUACAACAACGAAUCCGCCGGGCCCGCGCUCGACGAGUUCCUGACGCUCCUGGGGGAGAAAGUUUCCCUCAAAUCCUUCCCCAAGUACGCGGCGCAGCUCGACACCAAGACCGACUCGACGGGCACGCACUCGCUCUACACCACGUACCAGGACUACGAGAUCAUGUUCCAUGUGUCCACCAUGCUGCCCUACACCCCCAACAACCGCCAGCAGCUGCUCCGGAAGCGCCACAUCGGCAACGACAUCGUCACCAUCAUCUUCCAGGAGCCGGGCGCGCUGCCCUUCACGCCCCAGAACAUCCGCUCCCACUUCCAGCACGUCUUCAUCAUCGUCCGCGCCCACCAGCCCUGCUCCGACAGCGUCUCCUACAGCGUGGCCGUCACCCGCUCCAAGGACGUCCCUCCCUUCGGGCCCCCGCUGCCCCCGGCCGGCGUCACCUUCCGCCGCUCCGAGCUGUUCCGCGCCUUCCUGCUGGCCAAGGCCAUCAACGCCGAGAACGCCGCGCACAAAUCCCACAAGUUCCGCACCAUGGCCACGCGCACGCGCCACGAGUACCUGCGGGACCUGGCCGAGAACUACGCCGGCGGCUCCCCGCUGGACACGGCCGGCAAGUUCAACCUCAUCUCCUUGGCCUCCAAGAGGAAGGAGAAGUGCAAGGCGCGGCCGUCGGCGGAGCUGGACAGCGCCGGCGCCGUCUCCUGGCGCGUCUCCGCCUCGGAUUUCGGGCGUGGCGGGGCGGAGAUCCCGUGCGUCCUGGGCAUCUCCAGGGAGUUCGUGGUCCUGGCGGAUCUGGCGGCCAAGGAAGUGGUUUUUAAUUGUUUCACCGGGGACGUGAUCGGCUGGAGCGCGGAGGGGGCGGCGCUCAGGAUCUACCACGGCCGCGGGGACCUGGUCAGCGUCCGGGCGGGCGCCGACGCUGCCGAGGGAGCCGAGGGAUCCGGGGCGGAGGAGGUGAAGGAAAUCGUGCAGAGGCUCAAGGCCACCACUCCGGGCUGUGCCACGGUGGACAUGACGCUGCGGCGCAACGGGCUGGGCCAGCUGGGCUUCCACGUGCACCCCGACGGCUCCGUGGCCGAGGUGGAGGAGUACGGCUUCGCCUGGCAGGCCGGGCUGCGCCGCGGCAGCCGCCUGCUGGAGGUGUGCAAGGUGGCGGCCGUGGCGCUGAGCCACGAGCAGAUGAUCGACCUCCUGCGCACCUCGGUCACCGUCACCGUGGUCAUCGCGCCGCCGCACGACGACGGCACGCCCCGGAGGGCUUGGUCGGAGGCGCUGCCGGGGCCGGUGGAGCCCAAGGCGGAUCCGGAGCCGUUCCCGGAGCCGUUCCCGGAUCCUUUCCCGGAGCCGUUAAUUGCCCCCAGAAUUCUCAGGAUUCCCCCCGGUUUUUCUCAAUUUUUCUCCUCAAUUUUUUUAUUUUCCCCAAAUUUCCUGAAUUUUUCCAGGCCCCUGAGUUUCCCGGAGUCGCCUCAUUCCGGUGGCUCCUCCACCUUCCGCCAACCUUCCGGAAGCUUCUCCGCGCCGGGAAGUGCCAAAGGGCCCCCAGAAAGGCCGCAGAGGGGGGCGGCGUUCCCGGCGGAGCCACAUCCCGGGAAUCCCGGGAAUUCUGGGAAUUCUGGGAAUUCCGGCCACGCCGAGGCCGCCGGGAUCGGACACGAGGGCGGCGCCGAGAGGCUCAAGGCAGAGCCCCUCUGGCACAUCCCGGCUCCGGCGCGGAUUCCCGGGAAGCGCCCGGCGCGUCCCGAGCCCGGCGGGAAGGAUUCCCCCAACCGCCUGGCCAAGCAGGAGCCGCCCCAUCCCAGCCCCUCGUCCCUGUCCAGCUCCGCCUCCAGCGAGGCCGAGCCCGACUCCGGCGAUUCCCAGAAUUCCCGGAAAGGCUCCCGAGGGCCCUGGAAUUCCCAGAAAAGCUCCAAGGAUUCGGCUCCUGGCAAAUCCGGGAAUUCCGCCCUUCCCGAGGCUUUCCAAGCGACCAGGCCUCUCGGUGCUUCACAGAUUUCGGCUCCGGGUCCCAAAUCCGGCUUUUCCCAAAGGCCGGGAAGAGCCAAAGGCGCCGCCCCCGGCUGGAGGCGCCCGGACGAGCCCCCAGAGCACAAAAGGUCCCGGCGGAAUUCCGGGAAAAAACGGGAUUUGGGAGAGGAAAUCUGGGAUUUUUGAGGGAAAAUUUGGGAUUUGGGAGGGGAAAUUU